UACCCAAAGUAAAUACCUAACAUUUCAUCUUUAUAGCUGUGCUACUAUAACACAAAAUUUAUACUCUUCUUCCUACCAAAUACUUGGGUUACUUCUUUCAGUUAUACUUAUUAAAUGUUUACUGUACUUGUUUAAAUAAAUUUCUACGAAAAUGUGUUUGUAAAACAUACUAGUGUCGGAACAAGUGUGUAAACUAGCCAUCUGUACAAUAUUUCUGUUAAAAACAAUUAUUUAAUUGAAGAUGUGAUCGCUGCAACUGUUGUGUUCGAUAAAAAGCCAAAAUAAAGAGAAAUAAAUCUUUUUUAAAGUUUACCAAUUUUUCCAACCACAAACUGGAUGCAAGAAGAAUGGAACUGUUUGGAAUACAAUUUGCCCCGUUUAAUAUCCCAUUCCGUCGACGCCUUCAAACGUUGGCAGCGGCAGCAUGGUUUGUUACCAUGGCAUUUGGAGGUUUCAUAGGGCUAUUUCUGGCGCUCUAUUUGAUCCUGUUCACCCGGUUAUGGUUCCUUACAAUUUUAUAUCUAUUUUGGAUAUAUAUAGAUAAAGACGUUUGCGAGUACGGCGGCAGAAGGAUCCAAUGGGUUAGAGAUUGGGCUUGGUGGCAGUAUUUAAAGGAGUAUUUCCCAUUGACUUUGGAAAGGGUACCGUGGGUUGAAUUGGACCCGAAGCGAAACUACCUUUUCUGCUCGUUUCCCCAUGGUAUGUUAUGUACCGGGGCUUUUUCAGCGUUCUCCACAACGGCUGGAGGGUUUCACGAGAUAUUCCCCCAUCAUACUCCGUACCCGAUAGCCCUGUCGCAACAUUUUUACAUGCCCUUCUUCAGGGAACUCGCCCUGUCUUUGGGGGGUUGUGCCUCAUCAGCGAAAUCGAUAGAAAGUAUCAUAUGCAAGCCUGGCGGUGGAAAUGUCGCAGUUCUUGUUGUUGGAGGGGUUUCCGAAUCGUUUAAUUGCAAACCAGGACAGUACAAAAUAGUGUUAAAGAAUAGAAAGGGGUUUGUGAAACUUGCCCUUAAACAUGGUACCCCUCUUGUUCCCGUCAUGUCUUUUGGCGAGACGGACCUUUUUAGUCAAGUUGACAGUCCCGAAGGUAGUUUUCUCAGGAAGGUACAGGAGGGAUUGAGGAGGCUUAUCGGGAUUGCCCCGAUUAUACCUAUCGGAAGAGGGUUCUUUCAGUACAAUUUUGGACUUGUGCCGAAAAGGAAGCCUGUCCACGUCGUCGUGGGAAGACCGGUCGAUGUUGAACAUAUCAAAAAUCCUACGAGAGAGGAUGUCGAUAGAAAACACGCUGAGUUCAUGAAAGCCCUUAUCGAUUUCUUCGAAGAAGAAAAACACCGUUACAUAAAAAAUGCUGAAGAUGUACAUCUUCACAUAGACUGAUAGAAUUAAGAUGCAUAGAAUAAUUGAUUUAGAUACCUAUGUACUACGUGUAUGUAACUAUUAUAAUUAAAUUUUUUUAAUUAUAGCAAUAAAUUUCUUACCUAAUUAAAAUUUGUAAGUAAAGGUUGUUAUUGGAAGUAUACUUGUUAAUAGUUUUUAUAUUUAUAUAUUUUUUGUACAUAUAUAUAUAUAUAUUUGAAGUAAAAAAGCA
This is a messenger RNA of Agrilus planipennis (emerald ash borer), 1587 nucleotides long. RefSeq names its product 2-acylglycerol O-acyltransferase 2-A. The record is from RefSeq and is a predicted model, not a curated record. The transcript is spliced from 3 exons. The coding region runs from base 348 to 1376 and encodes 342 amino acids. Gene Ontology annotation, cellular component: endoplasmic reticulum membrane. Gene Ontology annotation, biological process: triglyceride biosynthetic process. Lineage: Eukaryota; Metazoa; Arthropoda; Insecta; Coleoptera; Buprestidae. Gene Ontology annotation, molecular function: diacylglycerol O-acyltransferase activity.